Aspergillus oryzae RIB40 is the source of this 378-nucleotide messenger RNA. RefSeq lists its product as uncharacterized. The transcript has 2 exons. Lineage: Eukaryota; Fungi; Ascomycota; Eurotiomycetes; Eurotiales; Aspergillaceae. The coding region runs from base 1 to 378 and encodes 125 amino acids. The record is from RefSeq and is a predicted model, not a curated record.
AUGCCAACCGACCAAGGAGAAAUAAAGUAUAUCGCCGUCCUCGGCGCAACAGGGAACCAAGGGGGUGGUGUUGUCCGCGCACUUCUCGCGAAGACCGAGCCAUCGUUCCAUGUUCGCGCCAUCACACGUGACGUUUCUUCCCCUGCAGCGCAGAGGCUUCAGGCGAAGUACAAAGACAGUGGUAGACUUGAGUUCGUCGCUGCUGAUGUUUACAACAAACAAUCCCUAAUUGAAGCGUUUCAAAACGUCUAUGGGGUGUUUGCUGUGACGAAUAACCGGAUCGCUGGGAAGAAGAUUGAAAAGGAGCAGGAUAUGGAUCAUGAACUGGUGGCUGGGAGGAAUAUUAUCGAUGCGGCGAAGUCCCAGCACAAUGAAUGA